Morone saxatilis (striped sea-bass) is the source of this 2807-nucleotide messenger RNA. It is a transcript of the gene zc2hc1a, whose product is annotated as zinc finger, C2HC-type containing 1A. NCBI's taxonomy places the organism in Eukaryota, Metazoa, Chordata, Actinopteri, Moronidae. The record is from RefSeq and is a predicted model, not a curated record. The coding region runs from base 53 to 997 and encodes 314 amino acids. The transcript is spliced from 10 exons.
GUUUGCUUUUGACCGUCUGUAACAACAGCAGCAUCAGACAAGAGAUAACCUAAUGAUGGAAGAAUUUGAAGACAGUGAUGUUCCUUCUGCUGAGGAACUGGUUCAAUGCAACACCUGUAAAAGAUGUUUCUUCCCCAAAGUCCUGGAGAAGCAUGCUAAGAUCUGCCAAAAGUCAACAACCAAAAGGAGGAAGGUUUUUGACUCCAGCAGACAGAGAGCAGAGGGCACAGACAUCCCAACACUCAAACCCAUUAAACCAAAGUCACAAAGUUCAUCUUCUACUGAGAAAGCAGAACCCCCUAAGAAGCCAUCCAACUGGCGCAAGAAACAUGAGGACUUCAUUGCUACCAUCCGCGCUGCCAAGGUCCUCACUCAAGUCAUGAAGGAUGGGGGACCACUACCCCCACCUCCUCCUCCUACUUAUGACCCAGACUAUGUCCAGUGUCCCUGUUGUCAGCGGCGGUUCAACCAGAGUGCAGCUGACAGACACAUCAAGUUCUGCCAGGAGCAGGCCGCUCGUAUGCCCAACAAGAGCAAAUUAGGAGAUCCCAAGAAGCCUCCUGCUCGCACACAGUUCAAGCCUCCUGCUUCUGUAAAGAAAACCAACACUCCUGCUGCGUCAACCAUCCCUUCAGCCUCCUCUCGUUUACCCCAGAGAUCAGGCCUCGGACAGCCCACUGGAAUCCCAUCUAGUAAAAUCUCUUCUGCAGGUUCAGUGAGGAGUAGUCCUUCUGGACUCACAAGCCCUCCAUCAGGUGUGGGAAGUAAGACCCGAGCACUGAGCUCUGGCCUUGGAUCUGUGAGGAACACUCCAUCUGGAAUAGGUCUCAACAAGAAGAAAGUAGACACCUACAUAUCUAGGAAUGAUAUUGAUGGCGGGAAUGAAGUUGGCAAUGGCGGGGUGAGGAGCAAGUUCUGUCAUGCUUGUGGGACCAAGUAUCCUGUUGAAUCCGCCAAAUUCUGCUGUGAGUGCGGUGUCAGAAGGAUGUGUAUCUGACAGAAGGUCGGAAGAAGGAGACUCUGUAAGAAAGUAUGGAUGCACCGCUACUCAAACUAGCAUCAGAGAGUUUCACCAAAGCUGAUAAGAAUUGUAAAACAUAGUUUGUGGUCUGUAUUUUCCACACUUGGGUCUAAUUUCACAGCAGUAUAGUGUUGUAAUCGACAGACAACCCUACGGUGCUGUGUUUUCUUUUCUAAAUGUUCAGUCUUGCUGGUCUAUUUAACUGUAUGGACCAUGAUACCAAUAAGUAAAUCCAAAUCAAGCUAUUAAGGCUAGGGGUUACUAUAGUUAGGUAAUAUCAAAUUUUUUGUGCAGUUUUUCUGAAUACUGUACAUUUAGUUUAAACAGUAGAAAUCCUGCCAUUUUCAAACACAAAUGUAACAACUGUCAUCUACAAUACAUUUUGCAUUUAGUUACUGUGAUUUAUUUAGACUGGAGGCUGAUGGAUCUCGGCAGUGAACUGAUCUGUUAUAAAGUUUUGUAAAACUGUUUUAUCAGUAGCUGAUAUGGCUGACAUAAAAAAUAACCACGAAGCUCAUUAGCUUUUAAUUAGCUCCCUUCUUAAAACAUUACUGCUGUUUCCACCAGCUCAUACACAUGAACAUUAUUGCCGUGAAACUAGAGUCUGUAUUAUUACAAAAACUUAAUUUUAUUGUCACUGGACAAUAAAUAAUAAUAAUUACCCUACAGAGCAGUUUCAGUAUCAAUGAUUCAAAGCUAUUGGUGCCUCCUUUGAUGAGGUUAGAGAAGAGAUGAGUAAGAAAGUAGAUAACAACUAAGAUGCGGGUUGUUAAUGUGAAAAAGGAAGUAAAGGAAAAUUGUUGGGUGACUCAUUAGAGGUGUGUAUGGUGGCCCCUGUAUCUCAGUCCCCAGUCAACCGUGAUCUGAAAUACAUUCAUUAAUCCCGUUUGCCCCUGCUUCCUCACAAACAGAAUAUGUUCGUUAUGAAGUGCAAUAUGAUUGACUACUGAUGAAAACUAUGUGAUUUUGAAAGGAAAUGUGUUGGAAUUUUGGAAGGAUAUCACCUUGUUUUGACAGGGACCAGUCCAAAAAAUGAACUAGCUGUUAAAUGUCAGUGCUCCCUUUAAGUUCACUUUACAUGCAAAGUUUGUUUCCAGCUAUCUCAAUGUUACCACCAUAGGCCUGACAUUUCUAGACAAAUGUAGCAUUAACUCAAACCCACUUUUAUUCCCACUAAUUUUAUACAUUGUAAUGAGUUAUUUAUUUUAUAAUUCCCUUUCAUUUGUACUGAAUGAACAAUGACUGCACCUUUUUUGUUAACACUCUACACAAAUAAAAUGUGUUUUUAUUCGGAUUUGUAUGAAACCUAAAUGCACCUGGGGGUGUUGCAGUUGCUUUCUAUUUGACAGUGUUUCUAUUGAAGCAGUAUUCAAUUCAUUAAGGUAUUUAGUACAAUGAGUCAACAGUACAGUAACACUACAACCGUCAUUUUAAAUGCUCUGUACAGGUAGGUUUGAUAUCUCUGCUUGAUAUAACAGACACUAUGUAUGACCCCCACACAGUUCAUUUGCAGGUGGGACCAUUUAGAGGGAUGCCUCUACUUAGGUUGUCAUUACUGUUCAUUAACAGUGAAUAUUGUAAUAAAUGUUGAAUCGUUUGAGAAGUAAGGCAUGUGUUCCAAGUUCCAAGAAGCAAAUUAUUUGUUACAUGAUGAGAAAUGUUGAAACAGACUGGACAGGUGUGUUUACCUGGACUGAUUACAACAGUUGUUAGCCUGGGUACGGUUGUGCACUUAAUGCCAUGUACUGUAUAUCCACCACCAAUAAAUUUCUAUGAUGACAGCUGU